CCGCGUCUGCAAGUUGGGGAAGACGAAAACACGAAGCUUUCUGGCUAUGGAGUCGGAGCUGGAGUUACGAUUCGAAAUAUCCCGCACCGCCGAUUACAUCCACCGCCGGAACUUCACUAGAGUCGCACUGCAGUUUCCUGAUGAGCUGCUGAAAGAUUCAACCAAAGUAGUGAGCUCGCUGCGCAACAAGCUUUGCUCAUUGAAGGCAUCUCAUGGUGGUGGAGAUUUCGAGGAUGUGGGGUUGUUUGUGAUGGCUGACACAACAUUCGGCAGUUGCUGUGUUGACGAAGUUGGUGCGUUGCAUAUCAAUGCUGAGUGUGUCAUACAUUAUGGCCACACCUGCCUUAGUUCCACGUCAAAACUUCCAGCAUUUUUUGUGUUUGGAAAGUCUCCUAUAAGUAUUUCCAGCUGUGCUGAGAAACUACUGAGCUACGCAUCUGCUGCUGGCAAGCCUGUUCUGGUCCUUUAUGGUUUGGACUAUACGCACGUAAUAUUGGAUAUAAAAGAAGCAUUACUUGAAGCAACCAAGUCUAUUGUCUCCAAAUCAAAAUUAGAAAUUCAUGUUGCUGAUGUCAUCUGUUCAUCCAUAAAUCCAUCAGAAAAUUCUGAUAGCCACAGUGUAACUGGAGGACUCUCUGGUUUUUCUAGUCAAGACAAUGAUGUGACUGCAUUGACUAUCAAUAAUUAUAGAAUUGGAGGUUUGACCUGGAAUCUACCUCUGGGAAGCAAAAUGGAGGAUUACUUACUUUUUUGGAUUGGCCCUGAAAAUCCGGCGUUUGCAAAUGUGGUUCUCACAUUCAAUGGUUGCGAAAUAGUCAGAUAUGACGCUACAGAAGAUCACUUAGUCACAGAUUUUUCUCGCCAGAGAAGAAUUCUGAAGCGCAGAUAUUUCCUUGUGGAGAAAGCUAAGGAUGCUAACAUGGUUGGGAUUUUGGUGGGUACUCUUGGUGUCGCUGGUUAUCUUCAUGUGAUUGAUCAAAUGAAGGAGCUUGUAACAAGAGCUGGGAAAAAGGCAUACACUCUUGCAAUGGGGAGGCCAAAUCCUGCAAAACUUGCCAAUUUCCCUGAGUGCGAUGUGUUCAUAUAUGUCUCAUGUGCCCAAACCGCUAUGUUGGACAGCAAAGAGUUUUUGGCUCCAGUUAUAACGCCAUUUGAAGCCAUGCUAGCUUUUAAGAGUGGAGGCCAGUGGACGGGAGAGUAUGUCAUGGAAUUCCGAGAUUUAAUUGAUUUGUCUCCAGUCGAGGGGACAAAACCAUCGGAAGAAGCUCGGUUUUCCUUUCUUCAGGGUGGCUAUGUGGAAGAUCACAAUUUGCAAGAUGAUGGUUCGGAAGAAACUGAAGGAGUUCUUGCAAUGACAAAUGAGACCCAGAAGACCCUGCAAUUGCAUGAUAGAAGCCACAACUCGGUCGUCAAGGGUAUCGCUAAAUCAGGGGCUGAAUUCUUUGCAACGAGAUCUUACCAUGGCCUGGACAUGGAGAGUCAUAAUCCUUCUCCGGAGACUUUUGUGAGGGGGAGAAGCGGGAGGGCAUCGGGAUAUGAUGACGAGAGAAGCAAGUAGAAGAUUUUUAUCAAAAUUUCUCCGGGAGGAGGCAUGAUGUGCUUAUUCUUGGCCCCCCUGUUUGAAACAGCUGUUCCGAUUUGUUGAGUGGUGUUCUUAUACGGGCUGAGUUGGUUUUAAGUUAAUCGCCGCGUUAAUCCACAUUGAUUGUGUGGACUUGCCCUUGGAUGUUGAGGGAUCCACAUGAUUUAGAGGUUCCCUCUGAGCAAUGUAGUGUAAGGUUUUUUCACUCAUCGGCUUUGUAGAGAUGCAGAGAUCUGCGGUAUAGAAUUUUGUUUCGAAUAUUUAGAACUAUUAAUUAAAGUUUGGAAACCCUGUAAUUUUAAAUGCGUUACUGUGCAGUGUCGAAGAUAACAUAUGUAAAUUUUAUUGCUUCUAAUUCACAGUGUCAUCGGGUGAUUCUUUCACA
Punica granatum (pomegranate) is the source of this 1967-nucleotide messenger RNA. NCBI's taxonomy places the organism in Eukaryota, Viridiplantae, Streptophyta, Magnoliopsida, Myrtales, Lythraceae. The record is from RefSeq and is a predicted model, not a curated record.